GCUUCAGUGUCUUCGCUCUUAAAAACCUUCUUCUCUCUUCUUUUCAAAAAAAAAAAAAGCUCUACGCGCCAUGUACGGUCAUAGUAACACAACAUUUUCACGCGCCGACUUCGUUCUCGGCCACUAUCCACCGUCUCCAGAAGGUGCUGCCCCAUCCCCACUGAUAUCGGGCCAGUUUCUGCCGCCAGCUCACUUAAUCGUACCGGACCAGCUGGCAGGAGGAGGCUUCGACUUUGGUAGCAGUACUAACAGUGGGUGCAGUAGCUACAGUUCGCCGAGUUCGCUCGCUAGUUGUGGAACGAAUCAGCAAACGAGUUUGAUCCAGAGGAGUAUUAGUAGUCAUUCUCUUCAAAAGAACGGGUACCAUUGUCAUUUCACCUGUCCUCAGGAUUUCCUCGACUUGGACACCUGCCCUGUUAGAAGAGUUUUUAGCACCGGUGAUUUGCAGCAUGGGCAUAAGGCAGACAGUCCAUUAUCAAGUGAGAGCAGUGUGAUAAUUGAAAGUAUGAGCAAAGCUUGCAAAUACAGUCCAGAAGAGAAGAAAGAGAGAAUUGAGAGGUACAGAAGCAAGAGGACUCAAAGGAACUUCAACAAGAAAAUUAAGUACGCGUGUCGGAAAACGUUGGCGGAUAGCAGGCCUCGAAUCAGAGGUCGAUUUGCCAGAAAUGAUGAAAUUGAGAAAAAUCCUCAAGCUCAAUGGAGCAAUAUAAGUGGGGAAGAAGAUGAGGAUUAUGAUGAUAAUUGGAGUGAUUUUCUGGAUGCAUUUUCAGCAAAUUCAAUUCCAUAAUUAAUCUUGUAAAAAGGGUUAGCUGGAUGGUUGUAGCUACAUGUGCUAAAUCCUUUUUUUUAGUUUCCUAGUAUAUUUUUCUAAUUCUAGCUAGCUAUUAUAUUAUAAUUAUAAUAAUAAUUAUUAUUAUCAUGCAAUUUGAAGUGUUAUUUAGCUUGGAAGUAGGAGAUGUAAAUAUAGUUUGUUUGUUUCUGAUUCUUAUAUAGUUGAGUUGAUUAUGAUGACAAUUGUAUUGUCUAAGUUUUAGUCCAAUAAUAUU
This is a messenger RNA of Jatropha curcas, 1046 nucleotides long. RefSeq names its product CCT motif family protein. Gene Ontology annotation, molecular function: protein binding; DNA-binding transcription factor activity. Gene Ontology annotation, cellular component: nucleus. Gene Ontology annotation, biological process: regulation of flower development. The record is from RefSeq and is a predicted model, not a curated record. Lineage: Eukaryota; Viridiplantae; Streptophyta; Magnoliopsida; Malpighiales; Euphorbiaceae.